Molecule: messenger RNA, 903 nt
Organism: Mytilus trossulus (common blue mussel)
Lineage: Eukaryota; Metazoa; Mollusca; Bivalvia; Mytilida; Mytilidae
Product: chymotrypsinogen A-like
Exons: 5
Biological process (GO): proteolysis
Molecular function (GO): serine-type endopeptidase activity
Source: RefSeq, a predicted model, not a curated record
ACUUCUUCAUACUGUUACAUCAUUCUUCAGAUUGCCAGAGCAGCGGAUGUGAGUACAAAGAUUGUUAAUGGUGAGGAUGCUAACAUUGAAAACUUUCCAUGGCAAGUCUCUAUUCAAGUGAUGAGGGACGGGCAAUUUGGUCAAGACUGUGGUGGGUCAAUUAUUGACAAUAGAUGGAUUCUAACAGCUGCACAUUGUUAUAACAAGACCCACCCUAUACCAUUAAGCCAAACUAGAGUGGGAGCAGGAAGUUCUUCCCUAAGUGGGAUGGUAGAAUUCAGAAGUGUGAAAAAGUUUCAUCAACACGAAAGCUACGACAACCCCGAAAAUUACAACGAUAUUAUGUUGAUCGAACUUACGAGACCGUUUAGGUUUGGGUCUGCUAUUAAUAAGAUCAGUUUGGAAACUGAUGUAGAUAGUGAUUAUACACAAGAGAGUUGUAAAGUAUCAGGUUGGGGAAAUACAAAUGAGUUUGGUGAUCAUACGUAUCCGGAUCGUCUACAAGCUACAGAAUUAACUGUUAUCAGCAGAGAAUCCUGUGCUUCGCAAUGGGGCGAGGACAAUUUUAUUUCUGACAACACCAAACUGUGUGGUCAGGAGUAUAGAAGAGAUACCUGUGAUGGAGAUAGUGGUGGACCUUUAGCUUGCAGGACUGCUGAUUCUACAUAUAUACUUGUCGGGUUAACAUCAUAUGGGCCGAAAGUUUGCAAUGGAACACUGCCAGGUGUUUAUACCCGAGUUUCUGCAUACACCGAUUGGAUUGAAAAGACUAAGAGUAAAAAAGGAAAAGGAAAAAAGAAUACGAAAGGGAAAAAAGAUAAGAAAAACAACAAAAACAACAAAAACAACAAUAACAAGAAGAAUAAAAAUUAAUAAGUGAUUGAUAAUAAAAUUUAAAGCAUU